Messenger RNA from Salpingoeca rosetta, 1349 nucleotides. RefSeq lists its product as uncharacterized. The transcript is spliced from 2 exons. NCBI's taxonomy places the organism in Eukaryota, Choanoflagellata, Craspedida, Salpingoecidae. Bases 129 to 1349 code for a protein of 406 amino acids. The record is from RefSeq and is a predicted model, not a curated record.
AAGGCAUUCCUUGUUCCAUUUCCUCACAUAAGCUCCUUUGCACCCACAGCACGCCCCAACACGAGCCAGACCACCGGCCGACCCAUUGCCCAGCACCUUCACGCACUCCCCAAAACCAAAGAGCAACAAUGGACCCUUCGAAGAACUGGACGCAGAGCGACAACACCGGCGCCAGUAGCAGCUCCAGCCCAAGCAGCUCCAGCAGCUCCAGCAGCUCCAGCUCAAGCUCCAAGAACAACACCAACACCAACAGCAUGGACAUGGAUGUGGAUAUGGAGGCUGACGCUAUGGAUGUGGCACCCGACGCGUCCAAGGCUGAGCCUGCAUCAAGCUCCAAGCCAGGUGCGCGUGCCAUGGUGACUGCAGAUGACCACGACCCCAGCGACAACUUCCUCAACACCAAUGGAGAGGCCGACGUCAUCCAACUCAUGCAGAACAUGGCUCUGGAAGUGGACCGACGCCACCCAGUGAUUGUGCCGCCGGAAGAAGACAAGCAAGAUGACGACGGCAGCAACACCAUCCGCGUCGACAACGGCGUCCUCGACCUCCGAGGUAUCCUCGUCCCUUGUGUCGAGGGUGACGAGUAUCCGCAAGUCGGAAAAGGGCUGCUGACAACAGCAGACUUGCUUGAGGUGGCAAAGCGGCGCGCCCAGCCCAACACCAACCGCGAGGGGGGUAGACCCGAUCAUGACAACGGCGACGGCGGCAACCGCGGCGAUGCUCGCGUCGAUGACGAUGAUGAUGAUGACGACGACGACGAUGACGACGGUGAACAUGUCGACGAGGACGACGACGACGACGAGGACCAGGACGACGAGGACGAGCGCCCGCCUCUCAAAGUGGACUGGCCCACCAUCUCCACCAUUUGCUUCACGCGCCGCCAGUGGGGCCUGAUGGACACGUGCCACAUUCUCCUCGCGUGCCGGUGGCUUGCUGCAGGCAACCCAGAGUUUACCGGUAUCAACCUGGUUGGCAUCGACCUCAAGCGCGGACAGAGCGAGAACCAACCGCACUGCAAUACCCCUACGCGAGACGACCGAGCCCAAGCCCUGGCUGGCCCUGAGUUCACCAAGCAACUGGUCAAGGCACUUGAGGAGUACAUUGUGCAGAACGGAGGCGUUCCUGUGUAUCACCAUGUGAACCGAGCCCAGGAUGACAAUGUCGUCAGAGCUGGCAAGGCCAGGCUUGCUCGCAACGCUGUCAACGCGCGCCACACCGCAAACGCAGACAAUGCCAGGAUUGCGCGCAGGAAGACGGUCCUGCGCGUGAGAGUGCGUAUGGGCCAGGUCGAGCGAAGGCUCCCACUCGACCACCGUGCCGUGUUUGAACUCCUUCAAGACGAAGCUUGA